UUUGUGUAAUUGCAGCUAGGCUUCAUUGAGAGAUUGUGUCCGAGAACACAUUGUGUACAACAACUUGUAAUCGAUUCAUCCUAGCUAAAUAAAGAUCAAAAGCCACUGGGGCUGUUCUGGCCGAGGAAUAGGCAGCUACUGAAGUGAAGUGAAACAUGGCUGAACUUGUGAUUGGUGCUUUUCUCUCUGCUUCCUUUGAUCUUUUGCUGCAAAAGAUUGCUUCUCCUUAUGUUGAGAAGCUCCUCUUCAAUGGAGAAAAUGAAAGUUCUGUUAAAGAGAGGCUUUUCAAGCUGCAGUCAACCUUCAACACUCUUGCUGCAGUUCGCUUUGAGGUGGAGAACAAGAGAAUCAAAAACCCUGCUGUGGAGAAGUGGUUGGACGAUCUUCUGGAUGCUGUUGAUGAUGCUGAGGACUUCUUUGGUGAUAUUGACUACGAUGCUAUGAAACCCAACAAAGUUGAUGAGUCAAAGAAAGAAAAACGAAAGGCAAUAAGUAAGUUACUCUCUUAUUUCUCUAAACCUUCUACUUCAACUGAGCGCGUAAGGAAUGCAAAUAUGGAGGAGAUUCUCAAGAGGUUCGAGUACUUAGCCAAUCAGAUUGGAAACUUAAAUCUUGGAAAGAAUGUUGUCGAGGUGCAACCAUCAGGAAGUUCACGUGUGAAGACUUCUCUACCAGAUGAACCUGAACUUUAUGGUAGAAAGACUGAUGAAGAUGCUUUAAUGAAGUUGUUGAUGUCGGAUGAAGAUAGUAGUGAUGAGAAGAUAUGUGUCAUUCCCAUAGUGGGGAUGGGUGGGAUAGGGAAAACUACCCUCACUCAAAAUCUUUUCAAUGAUGAACGAGUGAAGAAGAAGUUUGAAUCUAGAGCCUGGGUGUAUGUUUCAGAUAAAUUUGAUUCCACGGCUGUGACAAAAAAUCUCCUUCAAGAAUUAGCACCGAGUGAUGUUGAUAAUGACAUGACUUUGAAUUUACUUCAAGUUAAUUUGUCAAAUAAGUUAAUGGGAAAGAAGUUUUUGAUUGUCUUAGACGAUGUUUGGGAAGAUGAUUAUGCGCAGUGGACAGAAGUGAUGAAGCCUUUUAAAGGUGGAGCAAAAGGCAGCAAAAUAAUAGUAACAACAAGAAAUGGAAAAGUUGCAAAUAUCAUUCGAACUGUUGAUACACACCAACUUAGAGAAUUAUCAGAAGACGAGUGUUGGGCACUAUUUGUGAAACACGCUUCUAGUGAAAACUUUAGAAAGUUUACUAAGAACCCAAAUUUAGAAAGGAUCGGUAGAGAAAUUUCCAAGAAAUGUAAUGGUUUACCUUUAGCUGCUAAAGUUAUGGGAGGCAUCUUGAGAUCAACGUUAGAUGUAUGGAGAUGUGAACAAAUAGCAAGGAAUAAUAUUUGGGAGUUGACACAUGAAAGGAGUCAAGGCCUUCCUGCUGCCUUAGAAGUGAGCUACUACUAUCUCCCUCUACACUUGAAAGGGUGUUUUGCUUUUUGUUCAAUAUUCCCAAAAGGCUAUCAAUUUCAAAGACAAGAGUUGGUCUUAUUAUGGAUGGCUGAAAAUUUUGUCAUGCGCUCCAAGUGGAAUAGAAAAAUGGAAGAAGUUGCCGGUGAGUACUUUGAUGAUUUAGUAUCUAUGUCAUUUUUUCUAAAAUCCAAGGACAGGAGCGGUAGAUCUAUUUUUCUGAUGCAUGAUCUACUUGUUGAUUUGGCUAAAAUUGUUUAUGGAAAGGAUAGUUCUUUAUUAGAGCACAAUGAAGACAUUGUUAAGUUCGAGAAGAAGACACGUCACCUCGGAUGUGUAAUGGAACAUUCUACUGAUCACAAGGUAUCUAGCUAUGAUUUUGAAGGUACCCAUUUGCAAACCUUUUUAACAUUAAGUUCAAGAUAUUCUGAAAUCAGUUUUUUUAAGGAAGUAGUGCAGAAUUUGUUAUCAAUGUUGAAACGUUUGAGAGUUCUAUCUUUUCGUGGUCUUCGUAUGGCUGAGUUCUCUGACUCAAUUGGUGAACUUAAACAUCUUCGCUAUUUAGAUCUUUCCAAGACUCAAAUUGUGAUGCUGCCCGAAUUCGUAACUAAAUUGUACAAUUUGCAGACAUUGAAGUUAGAGGAUUGUGAUCAUCUUCAAAUUCUACCCAAAGAUAUGCAUCAUCUUAUUAUCAGUGGAGAUAGUCUAGUCGAGAUGCCAAGUCAAAUAAGUAAAUUGACAAAUUUCCAAAUUUUGACUACUUUUGUGGUGGGGAUGGAUAGUGGUGCUAAAAUAGAAGAAUUGGCAGAACUUCAUAGUCUACAUGGAGAGCUUUCCAUUAAGAAGUUAGAAAAUGUGACCAAUAUUACAAAAGCACCGAAUCAAAUUGUACUGGAGAGGAAGCAACUUGAGAAAUUGUAGUUGGAAUGGAGUGUUAUUUAUUCUAAUGUUGAUCCAAAACAUGGAGAGGGUGUGCUGGAAAUGCUUGCACCUAACACAAUGUUGAAGGAGCUCGAGAUUAUGUACUAUUUGCCACCCUUUGGGCAACUUCCUUUGCUAAAAGAUCUUUCCAUCUCAAGAUGCAAUUCGGUAGUGACGGUGGGUGCUGAGUUUUACGGGAAUUGUUCUGCGAGAAAGCCAUUUUCAUCAUUGGAAACAUUAAGGUUCAGGUACAUGUCAUCAUGGGAGAAAGGGCAUCCAAUGCAAACUAAAGAGGCAACAACAUAUGGGAAGCUCAAAACACUUGAGAUUGCUCGCUGUCCUAAGCUUGUCGGAGAUUUGCCUGGCUUCCUUCCUUCAUUGAUAAGUAUUAAAAUUAUGGGUGGCAAGCAGUAUCCAUUAUUAAGUCUCCCAAUAUUACCAUGUGUCACAAAUAUGAGGAUUGAAAAGUUGGAGAAUUGGGAGUCAUUGUAUGAGGCAAUAAAGCCAAGGAAUCCUUGUUCCACUCUCACUCCACCCUAACAUUACCAUCU
Molecule: messenger RNA, 2920 nt
Organism: Cannabis sativa
Lineage: Eukaryota; Viridiplantae; Streptophyta; Magnoliopsida; Rosales; Cannabaceae
Product: putative disease resistance RPP13-like protein 1
Exons: 2
Coding region: 156-2369 (737 amino acids)
Biological process (GO): defense response to other organism
Molecular function (GO): ADP binding
Source: RefSeq, a predicted model, not a curated record